This is a messenger RNA of Osmerus eperlanus (European smelt), 1567 nucleotides long. Its product is annotated as putative claudin-24. Gene Ontology annotation, molecular function: structural molecule activity. NCBI's taxonomy places the organism in Eukaryota, Metazoa, Chordata, Actinopteri, Osmeriformes, Osmeridae. The record is from RefSeq and is a predicted model, not a curated record. Gene Ontology annotation, cellular component: bicellular tight junction; plasma membrane. Gene Ontology annotation, biological process: cell adhesion; bicellular tight junction assembly. The transcript has a single exon. The coding region runs from base 271 to 933 and encodes 220 amino acids.
ACACCACAAAGGGGAGGGCCAAACGUCAGAGAGACCCUUUCCUCCCGACCGCAGAAGAUGUGUGCUUUCUCUGAGUGGGAACUGUUUGUGCAACAGCUCCCAGCUCCAACGCCGCCGGACUGGUCAACUCUAAUCAGCAGGUGCUUUUGAGAAGCCUCCGUCCCGAUCUGAAACGCUGGAAGGGCCCUCUCCAGUCGCGCUGCGACCCAGAGAAGAAGAGCUCUUGUGGGUCUGUUGAGCGAGGAGGCCCCCCGGGGGGAGAGGAGAACCAUGGAACCUUGCGUCUGCAUCCUGGAGGCGCUGGGGAUGUUUGUGUACACGGGAGCCUGGCUGUGCGCACUGGCCUGCACCCUCAUGCCCCAGUGGCAGACCCAAUCCACGGCACUGCUGGCUAUUGAGAGCUACGAGAGGGGCCUUUGGGAGACCUGCGUGGUGCAGGAAGUGGGCGGUACAGAGUGCCGGGCGUACGACACCCUACUGGGCCUGACCCACGACAUCAAGCUGGCGCGAAUCUUCAUGUGCUUAUCCCUGUCCAUGGGUGUGCUGGGACUCCUGUUAGCCAUACCGGGGCUGUCCCUGAUCAAGAGCUGCAAGGGGCAGGGAGGCCGUAGGGCUAAGCGGGCCUUCAAGGUUGCGGGUGGGGUCCUGGGGGUGGUGUCUGGACUGCUGUGCCUGGUCCCCGUGUCCUACGAGGCCCACUUGACCGUGCUGCACUUUUUCGACGAGACAGUGCCCGACGUGGUGCCUCGCUGGGAGUUCGGAGACGCCCUGUUCUGCGGGUGGGCAGGGGGCUUCCUGCUCCUGGUGGCUGGCCUGUUGCUCGUCUCCUCCAGCCUGUGCUGCCAGACGGAGCCCCUGCCCUCGGCGGUGCUGCGGAGGUACGAGGUCCAGGCCGCUGAUCCCUCCCCGAAGAAACGAUCAGAGUAUGUUUGAGAGGCGGGGGGACGGAGGAAUUGUGCACAGGCUUGGCUUCAACCUUGGAGGGCUUUCCAAGACAUCUUUUGAUACUUUUGAUACUCGGCUCCGUGUCAUGGAGGAGAGCUGGUGGCUCAGACAAACUACCCAGAAUCCACCUGGAUAUCAAACCUUUAGGAGUUCUGUUUUCUGAGAGCAGGUAAAAGGACAUUUGAAUGAUCAGCCUGAACUGUGAUGAAAAUCUUUGGUAUAUGUAUGCAUCUUGGCGGAAAUAAGUUUGAAAACAGUCACCAAUUAAUUAUCUGUUAAUUAUCUGGUUCUGUCACAGAACCACACACCUCCAAAAACCUGAGGUGAGUGCUGGACUUGAAAUUAGGUUACAGCUCUUCAGUUCUGAAUCCAAUUCAAAUUUUCUUUGUUAGCUGUUUCAUCCUGAAUGACUUCAGGAUCUUGAUCUGUCAACCUAAACGAUACCAAUGUCAUUUGUAUCGUGCAAUAGCAACCUUAUGAUCAUAACCCACCUAAACAUUAUCCCAAACACUGUGUUAUUAUGAGUAGGCUUCUAUAGUAUGUGUUGCACUGUACAGUACAGCUAUGUAUUCAAAGUUGCAGUACUUGAUUCAUAUAAAGAUAUUUAUACAGAUAUGAUCAA